GAGGUUGGCAAGCCUGAGUCGCGACCUGCUGUCGUUCUGCUCUUCAGUUGCGCAGAAGCAUCUCAAGAGGAAGGUGUGUGAUUGCGUGUGGACAACUGCUGCAUCCCAACGGCCGCUCGUUACGCUGAGCGGCGAUGGUGCGCCGGCUGGGCCCAGCGCACUACGUGGCGCCGUCGCCCGUGCACGGCCAGUCCGUCGCGCAUGCGCACUCGCACGGCCGCGCAGCCUCCACGGACGGCGAGGACAGCGCGCUGGGCGCCGCCCGGCCGCCCUCCGCCUUUUCCAUCUCGGGCGGGCAUCGGCCGCCUUCGGCCAUCUCCGGCGCUGGUCGGCCGUCGGCGGGGCGUUCCGGCACUGCUCGGCCUUCCCCUCGGGCGCCCAGCUUGCUCUCCGACCCGGAGGGCUCCGACAUCUACGUCACCAGCGCCGCCUACAGGGCGCCCUCGGAAAUUAGCCGUGGAUCACGCUACAGCCGGACCCCAUCCCGCCUCUCCCGGCCAGCCUCAGAGCUGUCACGAUCGACGGUGAAGACAUCACGCACUCAGCAGUCACGGGCAUCCCGUGUGUCGCGGCGUGGUGGGCUCGUCGUGGAGACGAUGGCAGCACCCAACCCAUUCUGCCCCAACACACGUGGCAUGUGCUGCCUCAUGCUGCUAAUCAACCUUGGAUUGAUACUCGUCACCCUUGGCUUCACAGUAGUUAUACAGUUCUUUGAACCACUGUUUGUGUGGAUCUUGGGGAUUGUAUUUUUGGUGUUUGGGUUUGCCACCCUGUUUGGAAGCCUGGUCUACUGUGUAUAUCUGUGCAGGGAUGCUAAACAUCCAAAAGAUGUAAACCUCGAAGAUCUCUACUGGACGCAUCACUGGCAAAAAUCGGUAGGCACGACAGAUGUCCGCAAGAGUGACCCAGACCGUUACAGCGACCGUUAUUCCGUUGGCAAGUACAGUGACAGGUACUGAAGAUGACAGAAGUGAUUACACUGUCGAGUAGCCUGAUGGAAACUGCGUGGUAGCUGUGGUGUGCAUGGUGUUGAGAAGAGGACACUGUUGUAUAACUUUUGGUGCUAAUGUAGUGUAGCAACUACAAUUAAAGUGUAAACUAACUAAGUGUAUUUUAAUCUAGCUGACUGUUACAUAAUAAUUUUGUUUCACUAAUGCCACACUGGCGUCAAUGAUGUAAUUCUCCCCUCUCCUCCUAAAAAAAGCCUGAAAGUUUACCUGUAUUGUCUUUAUUACAUAUGUCACUUGUAUUUGACUGUAACAAUGCUGGACUGUCACAUUUGCAGUGAUGCUUCGAUUGAUGUAGUUGGCUACUUUGAUGUUAUACUCGUGUUAUACAGACAAACAAUGAAACUGGCCACAAUUAUUAGUGAAUGACGAUACAAUCAUAGCUACAAGUGUAUGUGGAAGGCCAAAGAGCCUUGUUUAUUAAGACAGGAGCAGUACAGCCUAAAAGCAAUAAGUGUAAAAAAAGUAACCUCGGACCAUAUAGUGGAUGUUAUCGGAUGUGUUGAGAAAUAGGAUACAUACAGAAAUAAAAACUUAACACACACACACUAAUGGAGAGAAAACUAUACCUAGCUUUUGGAAAUGUUAACUCCUUGGGAGGGGGUGGGGGAGAGUUCCCAUCUGUUGUGAGGAUGAGAGGAAACAAAGCGAAGGAAAAGGAAUCAGAGAGAGAGAGAGAGAGAGAGAGAGAGAGAGAGAGAGAGAGAGAGAGAGAGUAGGAGGUCAAAGACAGAACUUUGGUAAGUGCCGAUAUCUAAUGUACUGUGUACUUCAGACAGAAAGUUGAAUAUGUACCGUGUAUCUAUAUUUCUUGUGGAGAUUACUUAAAACAUCUAUACUGCAGUGAGUAAGCCUGUUAUUUGCUACCCAAAAAGUUUCCAGUAAAUUCCUAUUUCAUUUUCACUUUAAUGUGACAGAUAAAAUAUCUCAUUCAAGAUAUUUUUAUGCAGAUUCUUUGUAUAUGUUUGUUCUCUGAUAAUAACUUCAUACUUGUGCAAAUAUUGUUACAAUAGACUUUUGGUUUACUAAAUCAUGACAGAUAAACAAAGCAAUCCUUUAAAAAUUCAUCCCUUUACUGGUAGGACUGAAUGUAGAUUCGCAGAAUGGGCCAGUGCUUAAAAUAUCCAUUUGAUAAAAGUUUACAAAAAAACUGAAAUAUUUUUAGUCACUCUUAAUAUUGCUGAAUAAAGUGUUAUGUUGAUAAUAUUAAAAUUCACCAUGUGGAAAUACAAAA
This is a messenger RNA of Schistocerca gregaria, 2241 nucleotides long. RefSeq lists its product as uncharacterized. Bases 135 to 959 code for a protein of 274 amino acids. The record is from RefSeq and is a predicted model, not a curated record. The transcript is spliced from 4 exons. NCBI's taxonomy places the organism in Eukaryota, Metazoa, Arthropoda, Insecta, Orthoptera, Acrididae.